AUGCACAUAGAUAUAGCCGAGACAAGUGAAAGGGUUGGAAAAUUUGGUAAAAAGGUAACCCUGCACAAGCUCCCUAAACAUCAAAGUACUCGACAGGCCUGGAUUCGUGCCAUCAGCCGAAAGAACUGGAAACCGACGAGUUAUACUCGAGUGUGUUCAGACCACUUUAAGAACGGUGUUGGACCGGACUCUGUUAAUAGAAAUAAAAUUCCACGUGUAAACUUGCCUCAGAAAAAGCACUGUGAGCGAUCAGAAAGGAAGGAACCACGCUUGAGACCAUCCACUGUACCAGUUGACACCGUCAAGAGUGAUAUUAUAGAUCAUCAUACGUACUGUAAACAAGAGAAAAACCCCACAUUACCUGCAGCCAGCUCUAACACCAACUGUAAGGACCAGGAUUCACAAACCUAUCAACAACCCCUGAGUAGUGCUGAAACAUCUGUCUGUCUACCAGAGAUCACUAUUGAGAACAUUCAACACUCCACAGAUCUUAUGAUGUUCUACACAGGCCUUCCAGACUUUCAAACAUAUGAUGCCCUAUUUAGUUCAUUAAUUGACCAAGGUGCAGAUAAGUUGUCAACCGAGACAGCAUGA
Messenger RNA from Mercenaria mercenaria, 594 nucleotides. RefSeq lists its product as uncharacterized. Lineage: Eukaryota; Metazoa; Mollusca; Bivalvia; Venerida; Veneridae. Gene Ontology annotation, molecular function: sequence-specific DNA binding. The record is from RefSeq and is a predicted model, not a curated record. Bases 1 to 594 code for a protein of 197 amino acids. The transcript has 3 exons.